This is a messenger RNA of Cladocopium goreaui, 228 nucleotides long. NCBI's taxonomy places the organism in Eukaryota, Dinophyceae, Suessiales, Symbiodiniaceae. The record is from the annotation of a GenBank genome assembly.
AUGCGAACGGAGGUCUUCGUGCCAAUUACAGAUGACGUCCAGGCCAAGGACGUGACAGUUGACAUCAGGCGCUCUCACCUGUCGGUGCGCGUGAAAGAUCAGCUGCCUCUGGAGGGCCAGCUGUGGAAAGACAUUCGGGCAGACGAGUCGGGCUGGCUGAUUGACAAGGAGGCGAACCAACGAUGCAUUAUCGUUACGCUCAUCAAGCGUGAUGCAGGGCGCCUAUGA